UUUCAGCCCUCCAAUUCCACCAUUCAGUCGUAUUGGCAGUUGAGCGCCUUCGUUGCUUCGAUUGACAACGAAUUGCCGCGGUAAACUUGUAAUUUAUAUUAUAUAAAAAUAGUAAUGUGCUUUAUUUUAAUUUUUCGAAGUUAAGCAAACAAAUACCUUCAAAUAAAAAAAAAAAAUUUCCUGUUAUUCAAUUAUAUAUUCUAAUUUUCAUUACGCGACAUAUUUACUCAAAUUCCAAUAACGAUAUUAAAUAAAUAAUAGUAACAAUUUUUUAUUUUUUUUUUUUAGAAAUAAUUCAUUUUCUUCUUUUUUUUACGUAACUGAAUGAAAACGAAAAAUAAAAUAAUGCAUAUUAGUGAAGUGAAAUUAUAAAUGAUAUAAUGUGUCAGAAAAAUAAUAUUAAGAAAGAAAAGUGCCAUGAUAUGAGGAUUUAUGGGAAAAAGUGUUCGAUUUAUAAAUGAGAUGCCGGUUCAAAAUUUCGAGCCAGUAGCGAACUAAAAAAUUCAAGAAUGACGAAGAAGAGGCCUUAGCAUGUUCCCCUCUGGCAUUUGGAUAAUUUUUGCCUUAACAAUAAUUUUCGGUGGUUUGAAUGCUGUUUCUGUGGUAAAACAUCAUCACGAUGAUGAGUACUUAUUAGAACACAGAGUUAUUUAUCAAGAUGCUAUUAGCAAAGCCAAAAAUCUCACCCUUUAUCCGGUUGGCAAGGACGGAAAAGGAACCAUUCCUGGGUGUAAGGCUUGUACUUCUCAGGAGAUGAUGUACUGUAAGGAUGGAAGUGUAAUUGCCGAUCAUUGUUGCUGUGACUUUAGUUACAACGUUAAAAAAAAAAACAGAAAAUUGGAGGUGACAAUUCAUGCGUAAAGUGUCAAAAGAAAAAAAAAUUAAAGAAUGAUUGCGCAUACAUUUACAACAAUCAAUGUCGUUUCAAAUUACCGUAAAAUACAAUAUAACACGUCUCAUUGCUGCGGAGGGAAAGCUAGAAACAAAGGUUAUAUUCUAUACGUUUGCACUGUUUUUUUUUUUUUUUUGAAACAUCGAUUUAUACAAAAAAAUUAUUGAAUCACAAUAUUUAUACAAAUAUUAUUCCAUUUAUACUGAUUUCUUGUUUUUUAAAGAUAUCAUAUAAAAUUGAUAAAAAAAAAAGAAAAAAAAGUGAUAAAAUUUUAUAUAAAAAGAAAAUAUCACAAUUUUGUUUUGUCAUGAACUCCAGUUUCUUUCUUUGUAUUUUACACAACAGAAAAAAAUAU
Leptopilina boulardi is the source of this 1247-nucleotide messenger RNA. RefSeq lists its product as uncharacterized. Lineage: Eukaryota; Metazoa; Arthropoda; Insecta; Hymenoptera; Figitidae. Bases 532 to 861 code for a protein of 109 amino acids. The transcript has 5 exons. The record is from RefSeq and is a predicted model, not a curated record.